AUGACUUGUAUCUCGUUCGGGAACGGUCAGCCCUGGAACUACGACGGUAAUAAUCUCGUGAGAACGCCGCUGCGUGCACUUCAGCGUUUGUCGGGAAUCUCUGUGACACGAAAAUCUUCUAUCAGCGUCACGUGCUGCGAGAUGUCUUUAGACCGCAUCCUAAACGCAGCAGAGCUGCGCCCUGAGCAGUUCCAUCUACCGUCGUCGCAACCAUUUGUGAUUCAGUUUUAUUCCAGCUCGAUGUACUCUUCCUUUGUUGUCGUCACUUCCCGCAUGAGACCCUUCUGCGCCUCAAGCGACAUUGCCGUCGGCAAAGGCAACGGUUAUGAAGGAACCACACCGCUGCACGCACUUCUUUUCUGCGGUGACAUCGGCGCAUUAGUACGCUACGGUCAAGGAUCGCCCCUCGGCAGCCCUGUGGAUGGGCGCUUGGAGCCUGAGGAGCGUGAGUCUUAUAAUCGCGGCUCGAAAUCCCAAAAAUAA
Molecule: messenger RNA, 483 nt
Organism: Rangifer tarandus platyrhynchus (Svalbard reindeer)
Lineage: Eukaryota; Metazoa; Chordata; Mammalia; Artiodactyla; Cervidae
Source: the annotation of a GenBank genome assembly